This is a messenger RNA of Dimorphilus gyrociliatus, 1182 nucleotides long. The record is from the annotation of a GenBank genome assembly. NCBI's taxonomy places the organism in Eukaryota, Metazoa, Annelida, Polychaeta, Dinophilidae.
ACACAUCAGUUUUUCACUGAGAGGUAGCCGUUCAAUUUAGAGAAUAUGAAUUCAUUUAUUGUUGGCUUCUCUGCUCUCGUGCUAUGCAUUGCUUCUUCUUCAGCUCAACACUCUUUUGGUUGGAAUCCCAACUUAAUUAUAUUAAAAGAAGCGGGACCCGCCGUCAAAGUUGAAUUAGGUUUGAUUGCUAAUUCUUGGCCAGGAGGUGUCUUUGUAAAGUGCAAAGCAGUUGCGCCGAAAGCAAAAAAAUUUAUUCACACCAGAGCCCCAAAUACCGCUCUCAAAUGGAAGCCUGUACCAGAAAAUAGUGUACAUGUGAUACCAUUUCUCAAUAAAAAGAUAUCUAUAUUCUUUAAAGCUGUAAAAGAUGGAAAAUGUCAUGAUCACACUUACAAGAUAAAGUUGACAUGUUGGAAGUUUGUCUUGAAGAAUAUUCCAAUAAAAAUAACAAAUAGCGUGCUCACCAUUAAAGUAAAAAACACUGAAACAGGUAGUAUGUGCGAUGAUCCUCAUCUUACUCAAAAAGUAUCUGGAAUUGAUGAAGAUGGCGAAAGUGUAACAAAAGAUGUUUGCUAUGAUCUCUAUGGAAAAUCUGGUGAUCAGAUGGAAUUGAUUAGUGAUAAUGUCUUAGGAACUUCGAUCGUUUUUGAACUUCGAGAUGAUUAUUAUAUCGGCAAAGUUUUCUAUGCUACAAAAUUGGGAUAUUUCAACUUUACUACCGACACUAUUUCUACAUCAAAAUCUUCAAGUUUCAAAUGGAAGAAAGAAGAUAGUUUUGUCAUUGGCGAAAAGGAGAAAUAUCCUCACGCAAUUAUCUCCAAAAAUGAAAUGGAUGUUCUUAUUGAAUACUAUGGUAAAGAUAGAUCUCAGUCCAUUAGGAUUGCUAAAAUCCAACAAUCAUUUGGUAAAAGCUAUUUGAACAUUCUGAUUGAAAAGUCAACAAGUUUCAAAGGCGUGUUUGACGAACAUCACGGUGGAAUUUUUGGUUUAAUUGCUAAUCAAGAUUAUGAAUUCUACGAACCAGUUCAAGAGACGAUCGAUUUGACUGUUGUUAAAAUAAAUGGAAGAUUUGUGAAGGCAUUCCUAACCGGCAAGCCUGGUGAUACUGAUAGAUGUUAUUCAAUGAGUUUGGGAGAUUUAAUGUUUCCAAAGAAUGCGUAUUCAUUCCAAAAGUCGUUGUAA